Molecule: messenger RNA, 3810 nt
Organism: Perca fluviatilis (European perch)
Lineage: Eukaryota; Metazoa; Chordata; Actinopteri; Perciformes; Percidae
Product: E3 ubiquitin-protein ligase TRIM21-like
Exons: 14
Coding region: 465-2396 (643 amino acids)
Molecular function (GO): protein binding
Source: RefSeq, a predicted model, not a curated record
UAAAAAUUCAUACUAUUCCUUAUUUGUUUCCUGGUUGUGUCUGGCUGUGUGUGAUAAAGUGAUACUCUAGAGUAUUGUACAUACUGCACAGUACUCUAGAGUACCACUAGAGGACGUCUAAACACUGUCUAAUCUCAGUCCUACACAUCCAGGUUGCAAACACCACAGACAAAUAAAUAACCACUGAUAUGAAAGAAAUGAAUUGACUUAGACAGACAUUCGACAGUAGAUGUAACAAAAAAGGUACGGGUGAUUUAUCACUUAAGCAUUAAAUGUUUCAAAUUGGGUUUUAUUUCUUAUCAAAAUGUACCUCCGUGGGAAUUAUUCUUUGAGACAGAUGUCAAAACAGAGUAUGUUCACACCCAAAUAUGUGUACUUACUUUCUUUCUAAAGACAAACGGUUAUCUGCUGACAUGAUGCACCAAAAGAGUCUCUGAUGGACACUGGUACUCAACGCAUCAGACAUGAGCCUCCAGGUUUGCAACUGCUGUGGCUGGUCCAAAUCUACGACCUACCAUGGCCUGAGAACCCACCAGGGGAAGAUGGGAUGCACGCCGAGGGGAAUGAGUAUCCCUGAAAGUGACCAAUUCAGAUUUAACAGUUACAUUCCUACAUUGACCUUCAUGGAACCUCCAAUCAAAGUAGAAGAUCCUUUGAUGAAUAUCGUCACCUCUUCUUACAAGUCUGACUUUUCAUCAGACAUGAGCCUCCAGGUUUGCCACUGUGGUUGGUCCAAAAUGACGUCUUACCAUGGACUGAGAACUCACCAGGGGACGAUGGGAUGCACGCCGAAGGGAAUGAGGAUCCAAGAGAGCGAACAGUACCGCUGGGGAAAUCACUGGGAAGGAUCUCCUCCAAAGGACAGUGGACCAUUUAACUGGAUUACUCCAGUCAAGAAGGAGGUUACGUUUUCAAACCUCACCACCCCAAAGAUGUCUGCAGACACAGAAACUGCACUAAAGAUGCUCAAAUCAAUGAUGGAAAAUGAACAGCAAUCUCUGCAAACGGUCACAUACUCAGACCAAACUCAUCGAGCGCUUGAUUUCGCCAGUGGUGCACAGGUACAGCCUUUGCUGAUGCCGGUGUCUAAGAUCCUCAGCACCCAAGCAAAUCCCACAGCCGCAGAAGUCACAGCGAAGCAGACCAACAAAUCACUGUUUGAAACUCCACAGCACUUCAGCACAACACAUCAAACCACCACCAACGCUCGUCGAGCGCUUGAUUUCUCCACCAGCGCGCAGCAGGUGGGGCAACUGGUCUGGGGUCUUCCAACAACCACAGUUCAGGAAACAGCAGUCCCACCAAAUGACACAGAAAAGGAGAAGGAGAGAGAGAAGGAGAGGGAGAUAGAGAGGGAGGCUCAAAAACUGCAAAAGGCGAGGCAAGACAGGAUGAGGGCUGAUUUACAGCUGGAAAUUCAGACAAGAGAACAAAAGAUGGCUGAAGUCACAUCAUGUGUAAAAACCUGCAAGGGCAGCUUGGAUGCUGAAUGGCUGGAGAUCAACAACGUGUUUUCAGAGGUGAUGAGAGUCGUGGAGGACACACGGCAGAAAGCGCUUCAACCUCUGGAGAAGAGGAGAAAGAGAGUGAAGAGAGAGGCACAAGAUCUAGUCCAGAAGCUGCAAAAUGAAAUUGACAAACUCAAAAAGACCAUUGAUGAGUUGGACAAAAAGCCAGACUUGCAGGUUUCUCCAGACCUGAAUAAAUAUCGAGAUUGGAAAAAUGUGACUGUUGACACUUCAUUCUGCUUCGGGUCGCUAAGAACUACAACAUCAAACAUGAUGGAAGAAAUUCACCGGAAACUGGAAAAACUCUCGUCUGUUGAACUCAAGAGGAUUCCCACAUUUGCAGUGGAUGUAAAGCUGGAUCCAGCCUCUGCACACCGGUGCCUCGUUCUUUCCCCUGAUUUGAAAACGGUGAGAGAUGGAGGAAAGAACCAGAUAGUUCCUGAUACUCCACAGAGGUUUGACACGUUCGGCAGCAUCCUGGGGCUCAACAGGUUGAACUCUGGGAAGUCGUACUGGGAGGUGGAGGUCAGCAACAAAACAGGGUGGGAUCUGGGUUUGGCAAGACGUGAUGCAAACCGCACGGGGAAACUCUCGCUGAAGCCAGAUAACGGUUACUGGGUUACGGUACAUUAUGAAGAUAAAAAGUACGCAGCCCUGACAGAACCGCCCACCAGCCUCUCACUGACGGAGAAGCCUCAGAAGGUGGGGGUGUUUGUGGAUUAUGAUGAAGGUCUCGUGUCCUUUUACGAUGUGACGGCUCGAUCUCACAUCUACUCCUUUACCGAGUGUUCGUUCAGCGGUGAGAUUUCCCCAUAUUUCAGUCCACAUCUUAAACAAAAUGAGAAGAACUCUCAUCCUCUGAUUAUCUCUCCUGUGAGGAAGCAGUAGUAGUUACUUAAAGUGCACGUGUUACCGGUGCACUGAAAGUUAGAAUGCACCUCUUCGAUAAGAAAUGUUUGAGUUCAGGUGCACAUGAUGUUUCAUGACACAACCAAAGGGUUUAGCCUAGUUACUGUAUUCAAGGGGUUUAAAGGUUGUUUACCCGAUUUUGUUCCUGUAUUUGGUUGAGGUGGGGGGUGAUUUAUUUUAUUUUCAUUUUUUUUUUUUACUUUUUUGUACAAGACUGCAACUUAUGAUUAUUUUGACGAUUCAUAUGCUGAUUAUUUUCUCAAUUAUUCGGUUGUUUGGUUUGUAAACAAUAUAAAUUAAAAUUAGGCUAUUCAAAUGAAAAUAAAGCCCUUUGUGACAUUUGGAAGCUGGAACCAUAAUGUUUUUGCAUGAAAAAUGACAAACGAGUUGCCAAGUAAUUUCCGGUCAUUCAACUAAUCAAUGAAUAAACUAAUUGGGGGGAAAAAAAUCAAUUUGUGAAGUAAUUUAAGUUGUCAAAUAAUUGUAGUGGAUUAAAAAUAGAAUAUUUUCCUCUGCAAUGUAGUGGAUGAAGUGUAGGAAAAGAAAAUACUCAAAUUAUAAGUGUCUCAAAUGUGUGCUUAAGUAUAGUACUUGAGGCAAUGUACUCAGUUACAUUUAACCACUGGUAUUUUUCUAUACUUCAUAUAAGGUCAACAUGUAAAAACAUGUAAAAAUUCUUUUCACUUCCUUCUUUACCUCUGUAUCAUGUUAAAUGUUCAACCAUUUGUGUAUCAUGUGGUUUCUGGUGUUCCUGAUAUGAAAUGACUUCUGCUUAUAUGUCUCUCUUAAUUUACCAGUUCACUGGUAUUACAAUAUUUAUUUGUAAUUUUACAACACAAGGUUGCACAAUGAAAUUAAAGGUGUAGCUCCUUUACGCUACGCACACAUAGAACAGACAUACAGUCAAAUAAAACAACAGGAUAUAUAAAGUUACUUAAAUAUAAUCCUUUUUUUCUUUUUCUUUUUUACAUUUUUCAGUUUAUUUUUCACGUUUUGGUAAUAAUAAAAGAAUAAAACCUGUUUGAUGUUGUACUUAUUGAUGUAACUGAAAGCCACACGUACUCUUCAGACCUGUUUCGUAAAAGAGCUACAAAUCAUUUCAAGUGUCCCAUAUCCAGAAACAAUUAAAAAAGAUUCAAUAAACCUUUAUUUACACUUAGCUGCAUAUAUGCAUCUCUGUUUGCCAGAUCUGACAAAUAUGAUUGCAAUCCAUCUUUGUCUUCAUUCAUUGCAGGACAUGCUGGGCUUAUUGUUCAAAAGAAAAUGAGGUAACACUUUACUUGACAGUACCGACAUAACCAUGAUAUGACACUGUCAUAACUAUGAUAUGACACUGUCAUGAAUGUGUCCUUAAACCUGACUUUAUGACUUAUAAACAAGUCAUAAACGUUUA